Molecule: messenger RNA, 3051 nt
Organism: Histoplasma capsulatum G186AR
Lineage: Eukaryota; Fungi; Ascomycota; Eurotiomycetes; Onygenales; Ajellomycetaceae
Product: sarcoplasmic/endoplasmic reticulum calcium ATPase
Exons: 4
Coding region: 1-3051 (1016 amino acids)
Biological process (GO): calcium ion transmembrane transport; intracellular calcium ion homeostasis
Cellular component (GO): membrane
Molecular function (GO): ATP binding; ATP hydrolysis activity; P-type calcium transporter activity
Source: RefSeq, a predicted model, not a curated record
AUGGAACGCUCGUAUCUCUUCUCAGCGGAUCAUGUCCUCUCUCACUUCAACGUCACGGAGCAGGCGGGCUUGUCGAGCCAGCAGGUCGUGACGGCGAGGGAGGCGUAUGGGAGGAAUGCUCUCCCUGAAGAGCCGCCAACGCCCCUGUGGAAACUCGUGCUGGCCCAGUUUGAAGAUCAGCUUGUCGUGAUACUGCUGGGGUCUGCUGUCGUGUCGUUUGUACUGGCGCUGUUUGAGGGCGGGGAUGACUGGACCGCCUUUGUGGAUCCGCUGGUGAUCCUCACCAUCCUGGUCCUCAACGCCAUCGUCGCGGUUUCGCAGGAAAGCAGUGCCGAAAAGGCCAUCGCUGCCCUCCAAGAAUACUCCGCAAAUGAGGCAAAGGUCAUCCGCGACGGACAGGUGCAGCGCGUCAAGGCAGAGGAGCUGGUCCCCGGUGACAUCGUGUCUGUUGCGGUGGGCGAUCGCAUCCCCGCCGACUGCCGUCUGCUCUCCAUCCACAGCAACAGCUUCCGCGUCGACCAGGCCAUCCUGACCGGGGAGAGCGAGAGUGUCUCGAAAAGCACCAGGGUCAUCCAGGAUGUAGCCGCCGUGAAGCAGGAUCAAGUCAAUAUGCUCUUCUCUGGCACGACGGUGGUCAUGGGUCACGCAACUGCCGUUGUCGCGCUGACGGGCUCCGCGACGGCGAUUGGCGAUAUCCACGAGAGCAUCACGGCGCAGAUAUCCGAGCCGACGCCGCUGAAGCAGAAGCUGAAUGACUUUGGCGAUCUGUUGGCUAAGGUCAUCACGGUGAUCUGCGUGCUUGUGUGGCUUAUCAAUAUCGAACAUUUCAAUGAUCCGAUGCACGGCAGUUGGGCCAAGGGUGCCAUUUAUUAUUUGAAGAUUGCCGUUUCACUGGGUGUUGCAGCUAUUCCCGAGGGGUUGGCGGUGGUUAUCACUACGUGUCUGGCCUUGGGGACGAGGAAGAUGGCGGCCAAGAACGCCGUGGUUAGGUCAUUGCCGUCCGUGGAGACUCUGGGGAGCUGCAGUGUGAUCUGCUCCGAUAAGACGGGCACGCUAACGACGAAUCAAAUGAGUGUGGAGAGGAUUGUGUAUCUCAAUGAGGCCGGGAAUGGGCUGGAGGAGAUCAAUGUUGAGGGCACCACGUUCGCGCCCCAAGGCAGCUUAAGGAAGAACGGCAAAGCGAUGAGGGAUUUGGCCGUCUCGUCCUCUACCGUUUUGCAGAUAGCGGAGGUUCUGGCGCUCUGUAACGAGUCCUCGUUGUCCUACGAUCAAAAGACGGGCGCAUACUCCAGCAUCGGCGAACCCACCGAAGGCGCCUUACGCGUGCUCGUUGAGAAGAUCGGAACAGACUCCGCGGCAGUAAACAAGAAGAUUAGACAACUUCCUCCCUCUGAGAGACUUCACAUGGCCAGCAGGUACUACGAAAACAGCCUCCCCCUGCAGUGCAAAUACGAAUUCUCCCGCGACCGCAAGAGCAUGUCCGUGCUCGCUGGUGACGGUGACCGACAGAAACUCCUCGUCAAGGGCGCCCCGGAGUCAAUCCUUGAACGCUGCUCACACGCCAUCCUCGGCCCCAACGGCCACAAAGUGGCAUUGACCAAGAAACACACCCAGCUGAUCUCCCAGGAAGUCGUGGACUACGGCAACCGCGGCCUCCGCGUCAUCGCCCUCGCCUCGGUCGACCACGUUAUUCCAUCCCCGCUCUUCCGCACUGCGGAAUCAACCAAAGAUUACGCCCAGCUAGAACAGAACAUGACUCUCAUCGGUCUCGUCGGCAUGCUUGACCCUCCGCGCCCGGAAGUCGCCGCCUCGAUCCGCAAAUGCCGCGAGGCUGGUAUUCGCGUCGUCGUCAUCACCGGCGACAACAGAAACACUGCCGAAGCCAUCUGUCGCCAGAUAGGCAUCUUCGGCCCGCACGAGCAGAACCUCCAGGGCAGAUCGUUCACGGGCAAGGAAUUCGACGCCCUCAGUGACGCCGCCAAGAUCGAAGCCGCCAAAAACGCCUCGCUUUUCUCGCGCACGGAGCCUUCGCAUAAGUCCCAGCUGGUCGACAUUCUGCAGGCGCAGGGCCACGUCGUGGCCAUGACGGGCGACGGCGUCAACGACGCGCCCGCGCUGAAGAAAUCCGAUAUCGGCAUCGCGAUGGGCUCGGGCACGGACGUCGCCAAGCUCGCGGCCGACAUGGUCCUGGCUGACAAUAACUUCGCCACUAUCGAGGUCGCCGUCGAGGAGGGCAGGUCCAUUUACAACAACACCCAGCAGUUCAUCCGCUACCUCAUCUCCUCGAAUAUCGGGGAGGUGGUGUCGAUUUUCCUCACAGCCGCGCUGGGCAUGCCCGAGGCGCUCAUCCCCGUGCAGCUGCUGUGGGUUAAUUUAGUCACGGAUGGCCUACCGGCGACGGCGUUGUCGUUUAACCCGCCCGACCACGAUGUGAUGAAGAGGCCGCCGCGGAAGCGCGGGGAUCCGCUCGUGGGCGGCUGGUUGUUCUUUAGGUAUAUGGUGGUGGGCGUGUAUGUGGGCGUUGCGACAGUGCUUGGGUAUGCGUGGUGGUUUAUGUAUAAUCCCGCGGGGCCGCAGAUUACGUUUUGGCAGUUGACACACUUCCACAAAUGUCCCUCCCACUUCCCCUCCGUCGGCUGCGAGAUGUUCACGAACGACAUGUCCAAGUCCGCCUCGACGAUCUCCCUCUCCAUCCUCGUCGUCAUCGAAAUGCUCAACGCCAUCAACUCUCUCUCCGCCUCCGAGUCCCUCCUAACCUUCCCAUUGUGGAACAACAUGAUGCUCGUCUACGCCGUCGCCCUAUCCAUGGCGCUCCACUUCGCCAUCCUCUACGUGCCGUUCCUGCAGGGCCUGUUCUCGAUCCUGCCACUUGAUAGGAUGGAGUGGGUGGCUGUGCUGGCCUUCUCGGCGCCCGUAGUAGUUAUUGAUGAAGUCUUGAAGUUUUUGGAUCGGAGGUUUUAUGAUGGGCGUGCGGAGAUUGGUGGGGAUGCUCUCUCCUCCUCGUCAGCGGGGAAGUAUCAGAAUGGCGUGGCGAAGAGGAAGGGUGCGUGA